CUAAAUUUCACCUUUCUAUACAAUGUCUGCCAUCAAGGUUCACGCUCGCCAGAUCUUCGAUUCCCGUGGUAACCCCACCAUCGAGGUUGAAUUGACAACCGCCAAGGGUGUCUUCCGUGCUGCUGUACCUUCUGGUGCCUCUACUGGUAUCCACGAGGCCCUCGAGCUCCGUGAUAACAUCAAGGCUGACUAUGUUGGCAAGGGUGUCCUCACUGCCGUUGAGAAUGUCAACAAGCUUAUUGCCCCUGCUCUCAUCGAGUCCAAGAUUAAUGUCGUUGACCAGAAGGCCGUUGACAACUUCUUGUUGGAGUUGGAUGGUACUGAGAACAAGAGCAAGUUGGGUGCCAAUGCUAUCUUGGGUGUAUCUCUUGCUGCUGCCAAGGCUGGUGCCGCCGAGAAGAACGUUCCUCUCUACGUUCACUUUGCCGAUCUUGCUGGUACCAAGAAGCCUUUUGUCCUCCCCGUCCCCUCUUUCAACGUUAUCAACGGUGGUUCCCACGCCGGUAACAAGUUGGCCAUGCAGGAGUUCAUGAUCAUGCCCACUGGCGCCAAGUCCUUCUCUGAAGCCAUGAAGAUUGGUUCCGAGGUCUACCAUGUCCUCAAGGGUGUUAUCAAGGCCAAGUACGGCCAGGAUGCCACCAACGUUGGUGAUGAAGGUGGAUUUGCCCCCAACAUUCAGGAUAACCAAGAGGGUCUUGAGCUCCUUGUCGUUGCUAUCGAGAAGGCUGGCUACACCGGUAAGGUCAAGAUCGCCAUGGACUGUGCCGCCUCCGAGUUCUACAAGGAUGGAAAGUACGAUCUUGACUUCAAGAACCCUAACUCUGACCCUGCCGACUAUAUCACUGGCCAGCAGUUGUCUGAGCUCUACAAGUCCUUCGCCGAGAAGUACCCCAUUGUAUCUAUUGAGGAUGCUUUCGACCAGGAUGACUGGGAGAACUGGAGCCACUUGUUGUCCAACUCUGACUUCCAGUUGGUCGGUGAUGAUUUGACCGUCACCAACCCUGCCCGUAUCAAGACUGCUAUCGAGAAGAAGGCUUGCAACGCUCUUUUGUUGAAGGUCAACCAAAUAGGUACCAUCACCGAGUCUAUCCAGGCUUCUCUCGAUGCUCAGGCCGCUGGCUGGGGUGUCAUGGUUUCCCACAGAUCUGGUGAGACUGAAGACACCACCAUUGCUGAUCUUGUUGUCGGUCUCCGCACUGGCCAGAUUAAGACUGGCGCCCCUUGCCGUUCCGAGCGCUUGGCCAAGUACAACCAGCUUUUGCGUAUUGAGGAGGAAUUGGGUGAUGCUGCCAUCUACGCUGGUGAAGACUUCCGCAAGGCUCACGAUCUGUAAAUAAUCUUAAAUAAUCUUUCUA
Phycomyces blakesleeanus NRRL 1555(-) is the source of this 1355-nucleotide messenger RNA. RefSeq lists its product as hypothetical. The record is from RefSeq and is a predicted model, not a curated record. Gene Ontology annotation, molecular function: magnesium ion binding; phosphopyruvate hydratase activity. Bases 23 to 1333 code for a protein of 436 amino acids. Gene Ontology annotation, cellular component: phosphopyruvate hydratase complex. The transcript is spliced from 3 exons. NCBI's taxonomy places the organism in Eukaryota, Fungi, Mucoromycota, Mucoromycetes, Mucorales, Phycomycetaceae. Gene Ontology annotation, biological process: glycolytic process.